Molecule: messenger RNA, 1044 nt
Organism: Laccaria bicolor S238N-H82
Lineage: Eukaryota; Fungi; Basidiomycota; Agaricomycetes; Agaricales; Hydnangiaceae
Exons: 3
Coding region: 1-1044 (347 amino acids)
Source: RefSeq, a predicted model, not a curated record
AUGUCGAACAGGAUUCUAGAAGACUUCAAGCGCGCCACAACAAGACUGAACUCCGUCAUAUCCGCCUCUUCCCCCAAACUCAAAAGAGCCGAUGCGAAAAAGGCAGAGUGGGCCAUCAUCUCAGAGGUACUGGACAAAUGGAUCGGCACCGUCGAAACAGCAACAGAGCACCAACUCCGCUGGCCCAAAAACCUCAUGCCCUCAUGGAUGGCAACGCUCCGAUCCCGGACGUGGUUGACCCAACCAGCGCUCACCAUCAUCGACCAGCGGUUCUCCAGGUGCGCGAACAAGAUCGCCGUGGUAGUACCUCUAUCGCAGAUCAUCGACUUGGAGUUUGAUGAUUCCGAAGACGGAGAGGAGGGGCAGGAGGAGGUCGUUGAAGGCGAUGCUCCCGGUGGUGCUGGCACAUCUUCAAACUCGAACUCUAGAGCGGCGAAGAAAGAGAAGGAAAAGGCGCCUCCACCGACCUCGUCCCAUCAAGUGAAAAGAGAACCCCCAGUCUUCAAACCGAACAUCCACAAACUAAAUGAUCCACGGUGUCACCGAUGUUCCCAAGCAGCCGUCCCACGAAUGUGUUUUUCAGAAAAGAGCCUAGGGAGCAGAUGCGAGCGAUGCAUCCACCUCAAACAAGCAUGUUCGCUAACGAAGAAAGUACCUGGUGCUGUACAGCAAGCAGGAGGCGUAGCACAACCAGUGGGAGAUUUGGGAAAGGGAAAAAGAAAAGCGAUCGUAGACGCUGAGACACGGAAAGUCAGGCAGCGGCUAUCAGGCUCUGGCUCUGGUUCUAGGACAUUAGACAAUUCCUCAGUUAGCCAUCAUUCAAUGGAAGAUACUACUCCGAGGGCAGGACCUUCGUCCCAUCGUCGCAAGACUUCGGCGUUGACAGCAGAAGCGGAGAAGCUGCGAAACGAUCUUCGGAUAUUGAUUGGAGGGGUGGCUAUGGUUGGGAAGAUGUUGAAUAAACAUAUUGCAGAGUUGGAGGCGUUGGCGAAGAGGCCGUUUGGGGAAGAAUCGGAGGGGGAGGGAACGGAGUUUGAGGACUAG